This is a messenger RNA of Postia placenta MAD-698-R-SB12, 261 nucleotides long. RefSeq lists its product as hypothetical. The record is from RefSeq and is a predicted model, not a curated record. The transcript has a single exon. Lineage: Eukaryota; Fungi; Basidiomycota; Agaricomycetes; Polyporales; Adustoporiaceae. Bases 1 to 261 code for a protein of 86 amino acids.
AUGUUGCACGAAGUUCAAGAUACAGGUUACCGCAACAGCCAGACAGACGUCGCGGACGAUGAAGGGAGCACAGCAGCCGCUCUCGCCAAGCGUGCACAAGCAGGAGUUGUAAGCAAUGUAGAGCUGAUAAAGCCCAUGCUGCGCGAGUGUGGGGCAAGUUUUGAGACAAAUCUUGGGGAGGCGAAACGCACUUCAUCGCGGUCGGAAAAAUCGAGCUACGAGCACAGAAGGCGUGUGACUGGCUGCAGGGUAGUCUCGUGA